Molecule: messenger RNA, 2932 nt
Organism: Lepisosteus oculatus (spotted gar)
Lineage: Eukaryota; Metazoa; Chordata; Actinopteri; Semionotiformes; Lepisosteidae
Source: RefSeq, a predicted model, not a curated record
AUGCCCAGCUUGACGUCUGACCGGCAGGGCGGGGCGCGGGGAGGUUGGGGAACAUCCUGGGGUGAUGUGGGGCACGCGGGGUGUCCCCUGGGGGGCCAGGAGCUGUCGGAGGUCAGGAGUGCGCUGCAGGGGAGGGGCCGUCCUGUGUUGAGACUGUCGGACCGCGGCGGUAUCGGUGUCUUGCGUGAGCCCCCUCUCUCCUGGCCUGCGGGGGAGCCCUGCUGUGCUGUGACGGGGGCGUGUGGGGACACGCGGAGGGCUGGGAUGUGGGCCGAGUUGCUCGGCGCUCUGAAGGCUGUCCUGCCGGAGCAGGUCCACAGGGCUGGGGCGCAAACCGGAGUUUCUGGGAACAUCCGGGGUCGCUGUCCUCCCGGUUGUCCGGGUGGGCGUGUGCAGGCAGGCAGCGCGGAGGGCGGGGUGUUGCCGCGGUCACAGAGCGAGACCGCGACGGGAUUGGCUGGAGCACGCCGGCAUGGGCGGAGCCGCGACGAGCAGCGGCGGCACACCAUCACCAGCGGCGUGGAUUAUGGCAUGCUGAAGCAGAUGAAGGAGCUGGAGCAGGAGAAGGACUCCCUGCUGGCGGGCCUGGAGCUGCUGGAGCGAGCCCGGGACUGGUACCAGCAGCAGAUCCACAGCGUGACCGAGAGACAGAGACUCGUAGGGCAGAGCGCCCACAGCACGGAGUUCCUCGCGGAGUCCGGUCAGAGCCGCCUCGGUGUGCUGCUGCCCAGGCUGCAGGAGGUGACCCGCUGCCUCGGCGAGCUCCUGUCCUGUCCAGCAGGGCCCUUCUCCUUGUCCCCGAGCACGCUGGCGCCCUCUGGCUCCUCGAACCCGCAGCACGGCCCCCCUAACCUGCCCCACCCCCAGCAGGCGGUACAGAGGCUGAAGGAUCAGAAUCGGCUGCUGACCAAGGAGGUGACGGAGAAGAGCGAGAGGAUCACUCAGCUGGAGCAGGAGAAGUCCGCCCUGAUCAAGCAGCUCUUCGAGGCGCGGGCUCGCGGCAGCCAGGAGGGGGGCGCGCUGGACUCCACCUUCAUCUGACACCCUUGACCACUCCGGCCGCGGCGUCCGGCUGACCUUGUACAGUGCGUGUCGGGACGGGGCCCCUGUGUGCCCGGACCGCUCUGCAGUCAUGUGUGUUUUCUUUUUGCUCUUUGUUCCCUGGUAAUAAUCCAUAACAAAAGUGACUGAGCGUGUGGGAGCAUCUCGUGUGACUGUCUGAGGGCGCGAGAGUGUCCGAGCACCUGUGUGUGUGUGUAUGAGUGUGUCUGUGUGUGUGAGUCUCUCUGAGUGAGCGAGAGUGUCCAAGUGUCUGUGAGUGUGUGAGUAUCUGUCUGAGUGUCUGUAAGCGAGUGUGUCUCCGAGUGUGCGAGUGUCUGUGAGUAUCUCUCCGAGUGUGCGAGUGUCUGUGAGCGAGUGUGUCUCUGAGUGUGCGAGUGUGUCUCUGAGUGUGCGAGUGUGUCUCUUGAGUGUGCGAGUGUCUGUGAGUAUCUCUCCGAGUGUGCGAGUGUGUCUCGGAGUGUGCGAGAGUGCCCAGCCCACGCUCUGCUGCUAUUGAACUGCACCCCUCCCCAUCUCCGACAGGCUUCCUCUUCCUCCUCCUCCUCCCUGCCUGCCGGGAUGCCAAAAUGAUCCUUCAUAAGAUCCGCUAAGGGAUUUAUUUUUUCUGUGUUAGAAGGCACCCCAUGCCUAGGUGUAUAUUCUUGACGUAAUAUUCGUUCUUAUUUGACCGUCUGGGAGUUGUGCUUGGCUGCCUCCUGUGUCCUCGAGCUGCUGGAGGGUGUGGAGCGGGUCAGAGCCCACAGGGUGGUCAGCUGGGCCACUGCUGGACUCUCCCAGUGUCUGCUUGGGGGUCCAGGGGGCCAGAUCCAGCAGGAGCGGAAACCGAAACGGAUUCAUGUGUUUACAAGGUGGCACUCAGCAGUCCCAGGGCAUGACCCGAGGAGAAACUGGCCGCACAGUGGUCAUCGGUCAGCACGGAGGACACUCCUGCACGCUGCUCUGCUAAACGGGCAGCUGGCUGACCUAUCGGUCUGCUGCAGUUCACCUGUUCGGCAGUAAAAGUCAGUGUGCAAAGAGGAGUCUCACUCGUACAGCAGUAAAUUACCUGAUCUUGGUCAUCAAGUGAGUCUGCAAAGUGUGUUAUCUCCAAGAAGUAAAGGAGUUGUUGAGCUUCUUGAUCCUUGAACUGCAGGUGAAGAAUGAAUUGGCCCUCAUAGUGAUGUCUUAUAGCUCAGGAGUCGGAGGCUGCAGGUGCAGAGCUGUGCAGGAGCUUCCUUCGCUGAGGAUCUCGCCUGCUGGGUGGUGACGUUCUCUAAUGAGCUGCUUUGGAGGGUGAUGGGAUAGGUGUGGGCUGGGCCUGUGGGGCUGGGGCUGGGGGCGUGUCCUCCGCUCUCUGGUCCCGCCUCUUUCCCCUGUAUGAAAACUCUUAUUGGUUGGGUUGUAAAUAAAAACAAAUAAAACAGUUUGAGAGGAAAAUCUGAAAUUUUACACGAUACCCACUUUUCCCGUGGCAUUUACAUUCACGACUUCAGCUGUUGGUCUGUAGCUUUUUUUCUAACUAUGUCCUUUGAAUACCGUGUGUAACUCUGGCCCGUACAGCUUCUGAGACCCUCGGUUCCUCCAGGUGAGUUUCGUUCUGUAGUUGUGGUACGGCUCCAUAUAACUCUCAUUUCCGAGUGCUGUUUUCCUACUAAAGACUGGAGCCUUUCAGCAGGGACGGGUUUUUCAGUCCAGUGAUACAUUUUUUUCCAACAUGUUAAUUUUUCAGAUUAAUUUCCUCGCUCUAUUCUCUAGCUGUCUCACAGCGGUGUGUUGAAAACGCUCCCUGCCGGUUUGCGGCACUUAAACUGGGCGAGAUGUAGUUCACAUGUUUCACCACAAGGGGGAGGAGGUAGAACUGCAUAGAGCAGUCAGUGGUGUGCUCAUUCUU